UGUUGGAGCGUACAGAGUGUGUUUGAUUUGAACGCUGGAGGGGACCUAUAUGAAAAUUAGGUUUAAAAACAACUUUCUUUUGGUCUAAAACAAGCUUAAAUCUGCUGAAGGAUCAGUGUUUAUGGCUAAACAGCAGGCUUUUCUGGUUUAGAUAUGAAUUGUGCCUGAAGCUCCACUCGGCAUGUUGUCACCUCAGAAGCUCUGCCUGUCACACACGCUUCCUGUGUUCCUGCUGCUUGGUUGCUGGACAGCAGAUGGAGCUCACAAUGACACAGAAGCAGGGACUUUCACACAGCUGGUCCCAGUCCCUUCCAGCAGAUACAUCUUGGCAAAGGAGGGGUCCAGUGCGCUCAUCGAGUGUAACGUGACUGCAGGUCUAGAGGAUGUUAGGUGGUACAACUCUAAAGGACUUCUCCUUGGAGACAAAGAAGGUGGGAAGUGGCAGAUCCAGGAGAAGGGUGUCCUAAACAUCACGGCAGUAUCCUUUGAGGACCGCGGCCGCUACACCUGCGUCGCUUCAAGCAGCAUCGGCCUCACCAAAAACUACACAGUCACUCUGCGUGUGGCCUACACAGACAGCGGCCUCGGGGUGUAUUUUGUUGUGGUGUGCGUGGUGGCCUUCGCCAUCACAAUGAUCCUCAACAUGGCGCGCUUGAGCAUGGUAGGCACCCACCUCAAAGAGACAGAGAUGGCCAUCAACGACUUCUUCCGCACUGAGGGCACAGAGAAGCUGCAGAAAGCAUUUGACAUUGCCAAAACCAUCCCCAUAGUAACCUCGGCGAAGACUGUGGAGUUUGCCAAAGUCACGCAGUUUAAGACCAUGGAGUUUGCCCGCCACAUUGAGGAGCUGGCAUACAGCAUUCCUCUUCCACCGCUCAUUCUGAACUGUAGAUCAUUUGCAGAGGAGAACCCAGAGUGUGAUCCAGCAGAACUGGCUGCAGCAGCAUUCAGGAACAGGCAGGUUUUCAGCUCGCCGUGCCCUGGCAGAAACGAAGAGGAGGAGGUGUGUGUGGCAAUGCUGUCGAGUGAAAGACAAAGGCAUGAUGGGAUCUGUGAAAACGUCAAGGUGUCACUGCAUACAGUAAAGGCUGAUGACGAAGGUUGAUGAUGAAGAUUACACAGAUAAGCCCAACUGAUGAACUCAUUGGGAAUUCCAGCAAAAAUACAUUUUUGCAGCCAGAAAGUUAGAGGUGAUAUGUUUGAAGAUCGCAUUGAUCGUAGGUUUGACUUUCAUCUUGAAUGUAGAGAUUACAAUUUGUUUUAACCUUCUUAUUUCUGCACAGAAUGAGAGCUUAGAUUCUCAAACAUUUGUUAGAACUUUUUUCUUUGCUUUCAGAAAUUCUUUAACUCGCCAUCAGAUUUACAUUCUUUGUCUUUUAUUUUUGCAAUUUCUGCACAUUUGGCUCCUUCAAACAUCCUUUACUCCGUUUUGUUCCCUCUGACAGGCCGGUCAACCUUCAGACAGAAUGUUGCCUUGUAAUAUCAGUAUCUCACCACUUCCAUUGUUGUCAUAUCACUCAUGGAAAAUGAGUUUUGUAAGGCUUGAUUGCCAUCUCACAUGUCUGUUUAUACAGGUCUUUGUUUGUCUAAAACCCAGUUAAUAACAGGCGAGUAAUUCAACUAAAGUGGAGGAACAUUUUUACACAGUUUUGCAAGAUGGAAUCUGAAAAAACAAAUGGUUGCUAUGAAAAAUAUCUAAUUUGGUUCUCAAACAUGAUCUACCAAUAAAUAUUUUGAUUAUCUGAGAAAGAGACUUUAAUUUUUAUAACUAGGUUGUUUUGAAUGCACAUAGACAGUGAUGUAUGAAAGGCAAAUUUGUUACUUAUUGGAUGUCAUUUUCUAUUUGACUUGAAGGCACAGACCACAAUAUCAUACCUGGAUAUAGAUGUUGAAUAUAAAGUCUAAAAUAUGUUUAAAAGGUAAAGGAAAGCUGAGAAACGUGGACAUGUUGCAUCUGCUUUGUGUCUCUGAAGGAUAUGAAAUAAACAAAUCAAUGUUUUAACUAAAACAUUUAAGUAAUUAUGAAA
This is a messenger RNA of Girardinichthys multiradiatus, 2027 nucleotides long. Its product is annotated as microfibrillar-associated protein 3-like. NCBI's taxonomy places the organism in Eukaryota, Metazoa, Chordata, Actinopteri, Cyprinodontiformes, Goodeidae. The record is from RefSeq and is a predicted model, not a curated record. The transcript has 3 exons. Bases 182 to 1105 code for a protein of 307 amino acids.